UACGUCCAUUUGUUUACAAGAAGCUCUUUCUUGCAAAUGCCAUUGCAGUAAAGAUUGUAAAACUACGUUAUUUGUUUGCGUGGGGUUGGGGAGGGCGACCUAUGGCUAUUUAACCCCAAAAUCGGUUUAUGUUUGACGUGCCCAAACCAGAGAUUUGAUAAUUACAGUAGCCGACCUAACGGUUUAAUGUAACGUACGAGGUGGAUACAAUUCUCUAGUCAUAGCAAGGACACACGGCGGUUAGGGGUUCCCCAAAAGAUUUUGUCAGGCGCCCUGUCCGUACAACGAAUUGCUGUUUUUAAGUGCUUUUACACAGUCAUGUGAUUGUAACGUAACUCAACCGUGAAACACCGACGACCAUCGCCGCCAAUGAUGCUUGAGAGGAACAGAGCAGCGGCGAGCCCAACAGACACGUCCCCCGGAGACAAACAACAACACGACAAACUCCACUGAUUCAAGCAGAGUAAAAGGUUUGAAGAAUGGAGUUGGCCAACCAUGGUCUUUUGCUCCUGCAGCAGCUCAAUGCUCAGAGGGAGUUUGGCUUCCUGUGUGACUGCACCGUUGUCAUCGGAGACGUCUUCUUCAAAGCCCACAAGGCAGUACUGGCCGCCUUCUCUAACUACUUCAGAAUGCUCUUCAUACACCAGGACAGUGAUUGCGUACGCCUGAAGGCAGCCGAUAUCCAGCCAGACAUCUUCAGCUACCUCCUCAACCUGAUGUACACAGGGAAGCUGGCCCCUCAGCUCAUCGACCCAGCCCGGCUGGAACAGGGGGUCAAGUUCCUCCACGCCUACCCCCUCCUCCAGGAGGCCAGCCAGACUGCCUUCUCCCACCCCGAGCCCAGCCUGCCCUUCUCUACUGCCCUUUUUGGCAUUCAGAUCUCCGACCAGCAGGUGGCGCUGUCCGAUAGGCUGCCUGCUCAGCGCCAGCUCUCUUCGCCCUUUGACCUGGACAGCCUCCCUGACAGGAAGUAUCCGUCCACGUCUGCUGUAGCAGCGUCUUUCGCCAACCACGCAUCCAAGCUGGACUCUUCAUUUCAGGAAAUGAUGGCGGCUUCAACCAGCGGCCACCUGGCCUGGUAUAAGGACAAGCAUAGAGGUGAAACCCUGACAGGAGAGGCUCCCUCCUCGGAUAACUCAAACACCAUUCUCCAUGUGAAGCCAAGCAUCAUGAAAAGGAGUGCCUCCUUCAGGAAGCACUACUCCUGCCACCUGUGUAGCAGCCGCUUCAACCAGAGGAACCUGUUGAGGGAGCACCUCCUGCAGCACAGGCAGGCCCGGUUCCCCCUGGUGGCCGAACCCAGCGGCGCACACACCUCUGUCAUCCCAGGAGGAGAAGCCACCACACCAGAGGUAGAGGAGGUGCUGCUAAGGGGAGGUGGAGAACGGUCCGCUGACAUGACAGUUGAGAUGCUGAGUGACAGCGAGCAAGCACCUCUCUCUGGUUCCAACAUGGACUCUCCCAGAGCUGAGAUGUCGGGGUGGGCGACGGGGUGUCAGUCCCAGGCCGACACCCCACCCCCAUCAGACAUUGCGGAUAUCGACAACCUUGAGAGUGCUGACCUGGACCACGAGGUGAAGCGCAGAAAGUACGAGUGCUCCACCUGCGGACGCAAGUUCAUCCAGAAGAGCCACUGGCGGGAGCACAUGUACAUACACACGGGAAAGCCCUACAAGUGCAGCGCCUGCGGCAAGAGCUUCUGUCGUGCCAAUCAGGCAGCACGCCACAUGUGUCUGAGCCAGGGCAUCGAAGCCUACACCAUGGUGGACCGGCAGAGUAUGGAGCUGUGUUCUGCAGGGGACGACACCAGCCAGAUGGAGGUGCUGUUCUUAGGCUCAGCAAGGCCCUACAAGUGUAAUGUCUGUGAAACCACCUUUUCCAGCCCCAACGAGGUCAUCAAGCACCUGUGCUUCAGCCAAGGGGCGCUAGCAGGCCUGCAGGGGCAGGCAGGGGUGGAGCUGCUGCAGGGGGAGGAGUUUCCCAAAGACGAGGGCUCUGAUUCGUCCGGCGCUGGCCCCCUCAUUACGCCCAUAAAAACUGAGCAGGUCUUGUUGGAGUAGCACCACAACAAAAGAACCAGUUUUAUAUUUUUGUUUUUCUUAUACAUGUUUAUUUUUUUUAAACUUUAAGUUAUGGUCUGUAGUUAAGCUAAAGGUUUAGUUAGUUAAGUUCUGUAUGUGUAGGAGGUGUUUUGUAUGUACUGAAAAUGCUUCCUUAAGAUGAUUUAACAGCAAAAGCCAGAGACUGGGACAUUUUGUUGUUGAACAUCAAUCACACCACCAGCCAGAGAAAUGUUUUAGUAUCCAUGUGAAUACCACACACUGUACAAAACUGUCAUAUUUCUGACAUGGUGUUGCAUUAGUUUGUCCAUUUAUCCUCUUAUGCAUAGGCAACCAGUUGGUGAAGUACCAUAUGUUACUCAAAAUAUGUGCUACAGUAGAGUUCCUAAUGUAAGUGUAACUUGGCCCUUGUCAAAGUCUCUUUUUGGUGCCUAAUUUUCAUAGGUCUGACACAUUGGUUUCUGUUACUUUAUUUAAAGUGGCCGUUGGCUGUGGUCGAACCUCUCACUCAGCUUUUAGCUCCAGACAGAAACAGGAAGCUGAGAUAGAGUUCCGGAGGAAGUAAUGUUUCUCAAGAAUGCGAUGAUGGAGUAGAUACCAGGGGACGCAACAGGCAGGCAGGCAGGCACACAGGCACAAUGGAGAUCUCAACGCAAAGAGGAACAGUGUCUCCUUUUCCUGAGUGUUAUCUAGUGCUGUACACUGAUGAAAUAAGUAUUUCAGUCCAAUCAACCACAUACCAUGGCUUAGUAGGUUUGGUCCAGCAGGCUGUGUCUUCCUUUGGCAGUUUUCAGUCACCUUGUAAGCUGAACAUGUACCAUGAAAUUGUAUAAUUACUGUAUAAUUCCACAGUGUAUAUUCUGUGUACAAAACAGGAAAAUGAGACUGACCGGGUGAAAGCUAUUAUCCCUUAUUGAUGUCACCUGUUAAAUCCACUUCAAAUCACUGUAGAUGAAGGUGAGGAGACAGGUUAAAUUAAGGUUUUUUAAGCCUUGAGACAACUGAGACAUGGAUUGUGUAUUUGUACUGUUCAGAGGGUAAAUGGGCAAGACUAUAUUUAAGUGCCUUUGCACGGGGUAUGGUAGUAGAUGCCAGACGCGCUGGUUUGUGUCAAGAACUGCAACUCUGCUGAGUUUUCCCACGCUUGACAGUUUCCCGUGUGUAUCAAGAAUGGUCCACCAUCCAAAGGACAUCCAGCCAACUUGACAACUGUGGAAGCUUGAGUCAACAUGGGCCAGCAUCCCUAUGGAACGCUUUCAACACCUUGAAGUGCAUGCCCCGACGAAUUGAUGCUGUUCUGAGUGCAAAAGGGGUGGAACUCAAUAUAAGGAAGGUGUUCCUGAUGUUCUAUACACUGUGUAUAAUUAGCUUAUGUGCAUUGUUUUGAGCAGGCAUUUUGGUACUUUCUGUGUUACAUCUGCCAACUGUGUGGGUAUGAAACCACCCUAUUGAAGAAGCACAAUUACUAUAGAAGUAACAGGGCAAUGUAGGCCCGUCGUUAGGAUUGUGUUGGUUACAAUAAGAGACCUCAGCAGAAGCAAGGACUGUAGCUCUAUACGUCAUGUUUACAGUCAUGCCAUUUUAUAAACCUUUGAUUUUAAAUAGCUGCUGUCUGUAUUUUAAACACGUUAUUCCUGUUGAGGAUAUUACAUGUUAAUGUAAUACAUACCUUUUAAGGGAGUUUUCAAUCCAGUACAAUAUUGUACACCUUGCCAAUAGUGUUUAACAUGAUUUUUUAACCCUCCUGUCAUGUUAAUUAAUUAUGUGUUCCCAGUCCAAAAUGACUGCCCCAUUAUGGCUGAUUAUAAAUCCAUAAUAAUUCACAUUAAAUCACCUAAUGUUGUGUUAGAUCUUUAUCAACUCCUUGUGAACAUUACAAGUUUUGAACUUCUAUUUGCUAUUUAUGGCCUGUAGGCCUCAUUGACCUUAGCUCAUACAACUAGUUUUUGAGUAAAAAAAAGUAGAAUGUAUGGAUUAUUUUGACUAUAACAAAUACUCAGAUGAAACAUAUUGUGCUAUUUAUCAGACUACUUUGUGUCAAAGUUUAACAAGGACUCUCCUCCUCACCAGUGUCAUGAUCAAAGAUAUGAUCAAGAGCCUCACAUACAGUAUAUCGUUUGGUCAUUGUGCUGCCACAGAAUUAAUUGUGAGCAAGGCCUCAAAAAAGCUUUAUAUACCAGAGCUGUGAGAAAAGUUAUAUAUUAUUGAAACAAUGUUGCUAUUGUUUGUGAUGGAGUCUUCAUGCUAACUGAGCAAAUGAGACCUAGUUCAGCCACAUUUAUUAGCUCAAAGACACAAUAUAAAGUGAUCUUACGUGUGUUGUUACACAGGGAAGGACUUCUCACAACUCAAAAGCUGCAUUAUAGUCCGGCAUGGUGAAAAAAAUACUACUGAAGUGUACUUUUCAGAGUUCAAUAGAGCUCAUGUUACUCCUUAUCAGUCAAACUUAAAGGGAUACUUCGGGAUUUUGGCAAUGAAGCCCAUUAUCUACUUCCCCAGAGUCAGAUUAACUAAAUGUAUGGAUACCAUUUUUAUGUCUCUGCAUCCAGUAUGAAGGAAGUUAGAGGUCAUUUUGUGAGCCAAUGCUAACGCCAAUUAGCAAUUGUGCUAACGCUAGUUAUCAACUUCCUUCAAACUGCACUCAGAGACAGAAAUGGUAUCCACGAGUUCAUCUGGCUCUGUGGAAGUAGAUAAAAGGCAACAUUGACAAAAUCCUGAAGUAUCCCUUUAACCCAGUAUGAAAAAUGUUCCAUGCUGAGCUCAAGUCUUAUGAUGUUCAACCACAUUGUUCGUAGAUGUUAAGCUUUUAGUUAUGUGUGUCAAUUAUAAAAUGUGUAUUUAUGCAAGCAGUUUGUCUUUACCAGGGGUUGGAACUGAAAAUCGUUUCGUGAACAGAACCACAAUUUUUGGGUGUUUCGUUCCACUGUUGUUUCGACCAGUAAAAUAAAGUUCUGAACCGGUUCGAACCCCAAAAAAGUACCCGUUUAUAUUGUACCUUUCUGUUCCUUUUUAACCUGUGAAAAACUUUUUUUACAUUUAGCUCAUUAAAAUACUUACACAAUCAGUGCCGAUAGAGCAGGCAAGCUAGUUGUUUACAGGUGUGAUGGACAUCAAGUGUAGCCUAUGCUGCAAGAUGCAACUGAAAUUUUGCGAGUGGGAGAGAGCGAGAGAGGGUUGAGGAGGCUUGAAGCGCUGGGCAUCUUAUGACAAGCAUUAUCGGAUUUAUACCUAGGAGGAGCGGCUUCUGUGGAGUAAUGUUGAACGUCCUUUGAGCUAGCUAGCUAAUAAGCUUGAGCUAGCUAGCUAACAAGCUUAUGUAUGCAGAGCAGCAUCAGAAUUAAAAACAGGUCUUACCUUUUUGUAGUUAAUAAGUCAAAUGUGAUAACUAGGCCUAUAGUAUCCUUAACUAGCAUUGAACAAGUGAAUCCAUUCUUCUAGCUUUAGAAUUUCUAUCCCCAUCUUCUUUAUCAAGCUUGUAACAUCAGUACAGUAGCCUAUGCUUUGGAGGGGGGAGGGGCAGAUAAAGACAGACGCAGGCAAAUAUUUUCAGCUUGCAGGCAGACACCGGAAUACAUUUGAGUGACAGAGUAGGGGUUUUGUAUAUGCGUUUUUUUGUGUGACUAGAAAAAAAAUGCCUGGAACGUAAAAUAAGAUUAUUAACCGGUUCCCAUGCUUUUAAAGUAACCGUUCUGUUCUGGAACCUCCCGGGUGGGGCAGUGGUCUAGGGCACUGCAUCGCAGUGCUAGCUGCCCCACCAGAGUCUCUGGGUUCGCGCCCAGGCUCUGUCGCAGCCGGGAGGUCCGUGGGGUGACGCACAAUUGGCAUAGCGUCGUCCGGGUUAGGGAGGGUUUGGCCGGUAGGGAUAUCCUUGUCUCAGUAUGUAAAAUGUAAUAAAAAUGUAUGCACUCUACUGUAAGUCGCUCUGGAUAAGAGUGUUUGCUAAAUGACUAAAAUGUAAAAAAAUGGAACAGCAGGGAUCACUUACGUUCAAGGUUCCGUUUCUGUUCAAGGUUCGGUUCCCGCCUGCUGUUUACCGGAGUCCUCCUUAGGACUAGCUGGCUAAGCUAAAUCAAAUAAAAUCAAGUUUAUUUUAUAUAGCCCUUCGUACAUUAGCUAAUAUCUCGAAAUGCUGUACAGAAACCCAGCCUAAAACCCCAAACAGCAAGCAAUGCAGGUGUAGAAGCACGGUGGCUAGGAAAAACUCCCUAGAAAGGCCAAAACCAAGGAAGAAACCUAGAGAGGAACCAGGCUCUGAGGGGUGACCAGUCCUCUUCUGGCUGUGCCGGGUGGAGAUUAUAACAGAACAUGGCCAAGAUGUUCAAAAUGUUCAUAAAUGACAAGCAUGGUCAAAUAAUAAUCAGGAAUAAAUGUCAGUUGGCUUUUCAUAGCCGAUCAUUAAGAGUUGAAAACAGCAGGUCUGGGACAGGUAGGGGUUCCAUAACCGCAGGCAGAACAGUUGAAACUGGAACAGCAGCAAGGCCAGGUGGACUGGGGACAGCAAGGAGUCAUCAUGCCCGGUAGUCCUGACGUAUGGUCCUAGGGCUCAGGUCCUCCGAGAGAGAGAAAGAAAGAGAGAAGGAGAGAAUUAGAGAGAGCAUACUUAAAUUCACACAGGACACUGGAUAAGACAGGAGAAGUACUCCAGAUAUAACCAACUGACCAACUGAAGCUAGCACACAGUGUCCUUCGUUCCUGCAUGCCUGUCCGUUAGGGGUGAAGGACAUUCUACCGGUAUGUACUAGCUGUAGCUACCUUUGUCAACCCCGCCUCUUCUUCUGUGGUGUUUAUCAGUGGUUGGCAUCCAACGUCAUGGUGCAUUACCGCCAUCUACUGUACUGUAGCAGCCUUGCCAUCCACUGUACUGGAGCAGCCCUGCCAUCCAUCUAUGUACUGGGUCAUAGCUUAAAAAUGUACCAAUAGAAGUAUAAAGAGGGGUUCCUGCAGCUGAAUUACGGCCUGUCCCUUUAAGAGUGGCACGACUUCACAACUAGCAUGAGCUCAGUGUUAAUUAGCCUCACACCCAAAUUCAGCCCGCCACCUGUGGCUGUGCAGAGAAUCUCUGGUUUUCUAACAUUAUUAUUAUGUUUUAUCCUUCACUGUGCAUGAAUGCAAGAACUGUGAGAAUAGUAUUUGUUUUCUUAUGUUUCCUGACAACAUUUUGUCAUUGUACAGCAUUUUAUGCACUCAUUUCUAUGCUAGCUAGCUAAGAAACUACUGUUAGCCACAUUUUGCAGCUGACUAGCUAGCUAAGUUGUUGCCAUUUCUGUAAUUUCUGAGUCACUGUAUUGCUAUGGCAGAUGAUUUUUCUUGUUUAUUGCUAGAUAUACAGUGCAUUUGGAAAGUAUUCAGACCCCUUCCCUUUUUCCACAUUUUGUUACGUUAUAGCGUUAUACUAAAAUGUAUUUCAUUAUUUUUCCCCCCUCAUCAAUCUACACACAAUACCCCAUAAUGAGAAAGCGAAAACAGGUUUGUAGAAAUGUUUGCUAAUUUAUUAAAAAUAAACA
Messenger RNA from Salvelinus fontinalis (brook trout), 7564 nucleotides. Its product is annotated as zinc finger and BTB domain-containing protein 2-like. Gene Ontology annotation, cellular component: nucleus. Lineage: Eukaryota; Metazoa; Chordata; Actinopteri; Salmoniformes; Salmonidae. The coding region runs from base 480 to 2060 and encodes 526 amino acids. Gene Ontology annotation, biological process: regulation of transcription by RNA polymerase II. Gene Ontology annotation, molecular function: RNA polymerase II cis-regulatory region sequence-specific DNA binding; protein binding; DNA-binding transcription factor activity, RNA polymerase II-specific. The transcript has 3 exons. The record is from RefSeq and is a predicted model, not a curated record.